This is a messenger RNA of Mya arenaria, 4125 nucleotides long. Its product is annotated as neuropeptide Y receptor type 4-like. The record is from RefSeq and is a predicted model, not a curated record. Gene Ontology annotation, molecular function: G protein-coupled receptor activity. NCBI's taxonomy places the organism in Eukaryota, Metazoa, Mollusca, Bivalvia, Myida, Myidae. The transcript has 2 exons. Gene Ontology annotation, cellular component: membrane. Gene Ontology annotation, biological process: G protein-coupled receptor signaling pathway. The coding region runs from base 316 to 1491 and encodes 391 amino acids.
UAAAACAGAGGAGUGCAGUUUAAAACAGCGUGUUGAGUGAUACGAUGUAUGGUAUGUAAAAGAUUUGAACAUAUAAUAAAAUAUUGGAGAUGUUUUGAAAGAGUUUUUGAUUAUAUAAAGAAACGUGUAACGUAUAUGUAUAAAUAAAACAGAGCUUUAGGACAACGUGUGAAUGGAGGUUAAAUAUGGUGUAGUUUGGGGAGAAGAUUUGGACAUGUAGCAGAAAUAAUGACGAUUUAUUCUAUUGACUUUGGAGUUUCGAACGAGGGACGUUAGUGCGAUGAGAAACAGAAGAACCAGGGUAGAAAAUUGAAGAUGUAUACAACUUUACCAAAAUCAUGGCGAGAAGAAUUCGACGUCAACACCACGCUGACGGAACUCAACGACGCUUUGGUCACGCUACACCUUCCGGCGAUUGUCAUCUGUGCUACGCUUGCAGGGAUCGGGAUCAUCGGAAACUUGAUCGUUUUAAGUGUCUACAUACCCCAUGCAAGCUCCUUUUCACGUGUGUUCAUUUUGUGGCUUGCUGUAGUGGACUUUAUAGCGUGCAGCGUCGGAACGCCUCUUCUGGUGUAUAGCAUGAUCUAUCCGUACCAGUUUCCGUCCGAGAACGUAUGCAAAACAUUACGUUUUGUGCACGUUUUUCUAGUUGGGACGUCAGUGUUUAUAUUCGUUAGUAUUGCCAUGGAAAGGCAUCGGGCUAUCUGCAAUUUUGAGGUGGUUGAAAUGAAAACAAGGCGAAUGCAUGUCAUGUGUAUUGUGUCUUGUAUUAUGGGAGUUGUAGUGGCCGUCCCAGCCAUAUUUAUUUACGGAAUACGGACUGUGGAAACCGGAGUUCACAAUAUCACAGGAACUGAAUGCUUUGUUGAAGACCACUUUAUACAAACUGAUUCAAUAUGGCCCAAAAUAUACUUCCCAUUUCAAUCCAUAAUCGUGCUUAUCUCAUUUGCUAUAUUGCUUGUGUUGUACAUUCGGAUUGGGCGUCAGUUACAGUGGCAUCUUAAAUUCACGGGACGUUACACGGCAAGGUCCAAGUUAAACCAGUCGACUAAAUCAAGCCAAUCGGUGUGUACAUAUGAACAAACCGACAGUUCGCCGAAAUCAAAGACCGGAAGUAUGCUUAAGCUGACCUCUACGUCGGAUAGGUCCGCAAGUAGGUACAGCCUCCAUACGCCCGUGGGGAAGGAGGUGUCCACCACCAGUAGCCGUGUAAAUAGAGCCGCCCAUGAGAUGACCAGCAUGUUUUGUUGGUUGACGGCCGUUUUCGUGCUCUCUUUCAUUCCUCACCUUGCUAUUAUCAUCUACUCAACAUUUCGGACUGAUUUUGCGCAGGAUAUGACUUCGUCACAGGUUGUGGCAUAUAACAUAUUUUUGAGAUCGUUUGCUGUCAAUAACAUGGCAAAUCCGCUCGUGUAUUUCACGUGUGUACGUGACUUCCGACGAGAUUUUAGGAAUUUACUCAGCAAUAUUUUCUGUAGCUGCAGGAGAUAAUGGCCUUAGUUAAUACAGUGGGACGCAUGUAAAUGGAGACAGGGAUAAUUGUUCAGACCUAUAGCUAGUAGUUAUACCAAAAAGUCGUUUAAUUUCAUCAAGGAAGUUGGGAGGCACUUUGAAAAUGUCAAUGUCACACACCUGUAAGACAAUAUAUAAAGUACAGAGGUCGCGUCCUCGCUGUAUCUUUGUUUUGAGCUUGGGAGAAUUUUGAUAAAGUAACUUGUUGGCAUUUAUCCACACCACCUAAGAAAUGAAAAGAGAGAACUUAGCUGGAAAACACAUCAUUUUGGGUUUGAAAUUACUUUCUUUGCCACCAAAUUCCGAACUAAUUUAACUGCCAAAAACGUGUUUGUAAUUGAAAGGUGAAUUAAUACACUUUUCCCGAAAUAUGCAAAUUUCUACUGCGUAGGUUUUAAAAUACAUUUGCACAAGUACUUACCACAUUGAGAAGUUGUUUGAUGUGAUAAACGGGGGUGGGGGUUCAAGAGUCAUUGUCAACCAUUGACAUCAAAACGUAUUAUAAUGUGGAUUUAUAAUUAUUUAUAAAAGCAGUGUUCGGAAUUUAUCAUGUUCUUCUUCAAGUUUAAGAGUUUGUGACUCAAGACUAUCUCAGUUGAAUCGAAUUGAAUUCAGUAGGCUCAAAUGCAUCUAGCAAAGUCCAUGUACACAUUAUGUCUGUCUCAGGAGGUAUACAUGUACAUGAAUGUUUGACAAUCUCGUAUAAAAAGUGCAAUAAUAUUGUGUUAGUCGGUGUUUUAAGCAUUGUAGAAUUAUAUCAAACUUCUAUGGAAUUGAUGAUUAAUCAGGACUAUUGUUUUGAUACUGAGCUCAUUUUUGUCAGACCACAAUCUAAUGUACCAGUCGUCUCUAAAUGUGCAUGCGGAGCCCAUUUUUACUGAAGUCUUGAGUCUGAGAGUGCAUUCUGGCCCCAUAUGCACUUACGUCUUGAGUCUGAGUGUGCACUCAGGGUCCAUAUGCACUUACGUAUUGUUGGGAUAAGAGUGAGGUUUGUGCACAUAAACUGGUUUAAACCCCCAGUAAAUUUACAUUUUACUGACCGUUCCAAGGCGGUACCUAACAAUUCUUGAUAAACAUACCAAUUAUUUAUAUGUAUAUAUAUAUAUAGUAUGUAUGCACUGUGCUGUUUAUAGAGUUGUGUGCUGUUCUAUGUUCUUGUUUGUGAAUUUGUGUUCUAUGUCUUUGGCGUUGCCCAUUGCCACUAAACCGGGUUUAUGUUUAAACUUUUUGCUACUGAGCAUGUUUCUGUAGCAUUUUGCAUAUAUAUUGAGUCUGAGUGAGCAUUCUGGGCCCAUUUGCACUAACGUCUUUAAUGUAAGAGUGCAUUCUGGGCCUAUAUGCACUAACGUCUUGAGUCUGAGUUUGCAUUCUGGGCCCAUAUGCACUAACGUCUUGAGUCUGAGUGUGCAUUCUGGACCCACAUGCACAAACGUCUCGAGUCUGAGUGUGCAUUUUGAGUCCAUAUGCGCUAACGUCUUGAGUCUGAGUGUGCAUUCUGUGCCCAUAUGCACUAACGUCUUGAGUCUGAGUGUGCAUUCUGUGCUCAUAUGCACUAACGUCUUGAGUCUGAGUGUGCAUUCUGGACCCACAUGCACAAACGUCUCGAGUCUGAGUGUGCAUUUUGAGUCCAUAUGCGCUAACGUCUUGAGUCUGAGUGUGCAUUUUGAGUCCAUAUGCAGUAACGGCUUGAGUCUGAGUGCGAACUCAGGGCCCUUAUGCACUAACGUCUUGAUUCUGAGUGUGUACUCUGGGCCCAUAUGCACAAACGUAUUUAGUCCGAGUGUGUACUCUCAGCCCGUAUGUAUUAACGUCAAAAUUCCGAGUGUGCAUUCUGAGCUCAUUUGCACAAACGUACGUGAAGAGUCUGAGUGUGCAUUCUGAGCCCAUUUGCACAAAUGUCUUGAGUCCGAAUGUGUAAUCUCAGCCCGUAUGCACGAACGUCUUGAGUCCGAGUGUGUUCUCGGCCCAUAUUCACUAACGUCUUGAGUCUGAAUGUGCAUUCUGUACCAAUAUGUACCAAUGUCUUGAAUCUUAGUGUGCAUUCUCGGCCCAUGUACACUAAGGUCUUGUGUCUGAUUUUUUUAUUCUUAUUUUUAAGAACAUAUUCGAUCGCAUAUUACUUAGUGUUUGUUGUGUUAUUUGUUAGUGCUUUUCUGUAAUUGCGACAUAGCGCUUAAAGGAGAUACUUUAGACCCACUAAGUAUUAUUUGUUUAUAAAGGAAUUCAAUUUCAUGCAUGUCAGUUUGGACAGUAAAAACAGAUACCAGAGAACAGUAUAUUUUAAAUAAUACUAGGUUUUGACAUCAACAUACUCAACAAGGUCUGCUUUUUAAAAUCAAGAAAAUGUGCAAGCCUUGAAAACAAUUUUGUAGUUAGUUUUAAGCGUGUUUGCUUGUGGGAUUGUACAUGUUUUAGAAACUUUACUUGUCUGCAUUCUUUUUGGUGUUGUUUUUAAAUUUCCGUACGUAGGUUAUUCAUUUAUGCUGAUCGGUCGUCAUGGUAACAUACAUUUAAGGUUUUAAAUUGAUUAUACAAAGUGUUGUCUUUGCAUUGAUAUUUUAUUUGCUCAGUUUUGGGAACUUUUGUUUAAUAUGUGUUGAAAUAAAUUUACAA